AUGGGACUCGAAGCGAUGGUACGUAGCGACAAAGAAAUUGCACCAGCAUUUCCCUCCGUCGGAGACGACAGAGACUCCGAUACACCUUCUUUUGUGCAACUCGUUGCUAACGUGCACUUUGUGCCACGCCGACGCGUCCCAGUUAUGCCACUUGUGCUCAAUCGGACCAAAACAACAGCCGAUAUCAAGCGGACUGCGCCGCCGGAUGGUGCCGAAAACAACGUCCACGACGAAACCAGUCCAACGGAGUUGUCCGCAUCCAGUUGUACGCCGACUGCGACACCGACACGCGAAAGCCACGUUGCUAACGCGAACAUUGCGACUCCCGACACCGAAGAAUGGGAAUGCGAUGCAACGCCUCUCUUGCUGCGACGGAUGCGGUCGCUAGAUAUAGACUGGUCGGAUACGAGUCCGUUCCCAUCACGACAGAGGCCCAACAGACUCGAUGACGAUAUAGAAACGGCGUCGAUGUUGUCAAUGGGGUCUACCAGUUUUGUGUCAUCAACGCCACGACGCAAUCCAACUCGGCCCCGUAAUCCAAUUGCGGUGAUUGUGACGACACCCGAUUUUCCAUCGACUCGCUGUCGGCGUGCUUCCAAUACGAAUACACACAGUCCCAGCGACUCCGUAUUUGACCGGUUGUACCAGCACGGCCGUGCAAAAAUACGUGCCGAACGGGAACGAUCGACACAGUACCCAUCGCGAACGACAAAUAGGUCUGCAAAUACGUUCCGUCAGCGUGGGUCGAGUGGAAUGUCAAUUAUUUCCAGUGAUUCGCCCCUGCAUCCGAGUGAAGACUCCAUAUACGAACGUUUAUAUCGCAACGAAACUCGAUCCCCACGUCGACUUUCCACCUGGUCGCCGAGUGAUUCGUCUUCACUGCAAUCCAGCACAUCUUCCUGGCAACGAAGACUAGAUUACACUCCGCCAAUGGACGUUCGGAAAAGGAGACAACGUUCUCGUCUGACAUCAAGGUCCGCAAAUUCCACAAAUGCUUCUACAGCGGAGGCAACUGUCAACGCGAACUCUGUUUUUGAACGAUUGUACCGUCGGGAACCCCGGCCUCGAUCCAACUUGUACAGUUUACCCAUUCAUCAACGGAGACUUCCCAGCGUGAACGGCACUAAACGACAGAUAACCGAGUCAAUAGGCUGCUCGGCAGCUUCUCACCCAGAGAAUCCAAGUGAUUCCGAACUUGAAUUGUUGGCGCACGAGAUAUCGCUGCUAACCAAAGAAGGACACGUGACUGACGACGGGUCGACUUCGACGACGACGAGGAAAGAUUCCGAGCUGUCCAUGUUAGCCCAGGAAUUGGCUUUGCUUGCUGACGGACUAGAAGAUGAGGACUCGGAGGAUAUGAGGGGUUUUGAGCUGGUUGAGCCAAAUCUUUCUUCCACGUGGUGGAUUGAAUCGCAGAUAAUUGCUUUGCAAGCUGCUUGGAGAUUGCGACAAAGACGUGCUGCUUUGAACCGCGAAAGAAAGUAUGCAAUCACAAUUCAGGCGUAUUGGAGAGUCUAUCAGGUGCGCAAGCAAAGAUGGCUGGCCUUUACAAAAAUAUUGGAAAUUCAGAAAGUCAUCAGAGGAUAUCUCGCCCGCCAAAUGUUUAGGAAUAUGAUAAAUCGAUGGAAUGGCGACAGACAUGAAGUCGCUUCGAUUUCAGUUCUGCAGCGUGCUUGGCGUUCUUUAUCAGCAAGGCAAAAAUUUCGUGGCACGAAGCUUUCCGUUUUAAAGGUUCAAGCGACUUGGCGAAUGUAUGUUCAGAGAACUUCAUACCAAGAUAUUUUGGAAAGGUUGGAAAAUGAAUCCUUUAGAUCAUUAUUUGGGAAUUCCAAAACUUUGCACGACAACGAUGAUUUUAUCGGUAGCCAUAUAUCCGAUAGAGCAAACGUUGACCGUUUCCAAAUCCUGCGCACAAUCGAAACCAAGAUACACGAGCGUAUCCCGUGAAGAUCCAGUCUGUAUGGCGUGGCCACAAAAGUCGCCUUGUGUUGCCUCAGCAGCUGAGUGCUUGUCGAUUCGCUGCAUCUAUAGUGAGUAUCCAAAGCUGGUGGAGAAGUUAUUCUACUAGAAGAGAUUUACAAUCACUGGAGAAAGCAGCAGUUAAAGUUCAAUCCAUUUGGAGAAUGCACUCUCUCCUUGGAUACCUCAAGAUCAGGAAUGCCUCCAGUACCGUGAUUCAGUCGGCAUAUCUUGGUUAUGUUUUGAGAUUAUGUUUGUUUCGAAGAAGGGCGGCCAUUCGAAGAUUAGAGCAGAGAUAUAUUAAGAGACUUCGCAGAACCCAUCAGGUCCGAGAAAAUUAUGCGUCAGCAAUCCUCCAAAGUUGCUGGAGAAUGCAUACAAUAAGGGAUGACUACGUGUACCUUCGAUACAAUUCUAUUAUGGUUCAGUCAUUUAUAAGGAAAGCUGUGGUUCGUACCAGAUUCUUGAAAGAACUGGCAGCCAUUAUAACCAUCG
Molecule: messenger RNA, 2454 nt
Organism: Phaeodactylum tricornutum CCAP 1055/1
Lineage: Eukaryota; Bacillariophyta; Bacillariophyceae; Surirellales; Neidiaceae
Exons: 1
Coding region: 1-1947 (648 amino acids)
Molecular function (GO): protein binding
Source: RefSeq, a predicted model, not a curated record